GGGACAUCGAACGCCUGCUCGUGUAUUAUUUCUAUACUACUCUGUCAGAUAUCGCUUCAUGUCGCUGCGGGCGGUGAAAAAGCAAAAUGCGAGCACCAAGAUUGAAAUGUCCUCCGACCUAGCCUAUGAUGCCGCCCUUCACUUCUGGCGAACGGUGGUGAACAUCUUCUUCAGGGAGAUAAGGCCGAGAGGUGCAUACAAUAUUCCACGAGAUGGCCCGGUCAUAUUCGUUGCUGCCCCCCAUCACAACCAGUUCCUCGAUCCACUUCUCCUUACCCUCCAAGUAUACCGAGAAACGAAACGGCGUGUGCACUUCCUCAUUGCCGCGAAGAGUAUGCAAAGAAAGGUCAUUGGGUUCUUUGCGCGCUUGAUGUCCAGCAUACCUGUCGUUCGUGCUGCAGACGAAGCAAUGCCUGGAACUGGCUAUAUCCGGCUCUCACCUGACGACCCCUGCCUGGUCCUGGGCGAAGGUACCUGUUUCCUCUCAGAAUUUACCCCUAAAAUGCAAGUUCUACUUCCCAAAUCGGUCGGCUCCUCAGUAGCGGAGGUUGUCGAGGUCAUCUCGGAUACCGAGCUGAGGAUUAAGCGCGAGUUCGGAGGAGAGAGCGGUAAGGGCACAAUACGGGUGCGGGAUAAAGUAGAAGAGCUCCGGCAGGAGGGGGAACCGGGGCUUGACUUCAAGCGUCUUCCUUUCGUUGACCAGCAUGAGAUGUACCGACAUGUUUACCAAUGUUUGAAAGAAGGGCGGUGCAUAGGCAUCUUCCCGGAAGGUGGCAGUCAUGACCGGACAGAUCUUCUGCCAUUAAAGGCUGGAGUCUCCCUCAUGGCACUUGGUGCCAUGGCCAAUGAUCCAAACUGUAAAGUCAAGAUCGUCCCGGUCGGGCUGUCGUACUUCCACCCUCACCGGUUCAGAUCUCGCGCAGUGGUAGAGUUUGGCUCAGCACUGGACGUCCCCCCGGAACUCGUUGAGAUGUUCAAAGAGGGAGGGGAGCGCAAGAAGGAAGCGGUAGGGAAACUGCUGGAUGUGGUUUACGACGGCUUGAAGACUGUCACGGUCCGAGCUCCUGACUACGACACGUUGAUGCUUGUCCAAGCCGCUCGACGUCUGUACAACACUCCCGGGCAGCACCUCACUCUCGGACAAGUCGUCGAGCUGAACAGGCGUUUCGUGGAAGGCUACCUGCACUUCAAAGACGAACCCCGCAUCCAGAAGUUACGAGAAGACGUGCUCAAGUACAACCGACUGUUGCGCGAUCUUGGACUACGUGAUCACCAAGUACCUCGUGCCCAGAAAGCGACGUGGAAAACCCUAGGUCUACUGUUCUACCGUAUUGGACUCUUGGCAGUUUGGUCCACCUUCGCUCUGCCAGGUGUUAUUCUCAACGGACCAAUAUUCCUCACAGCAUCGAUCCUAUCGCGAAAGAAAGCCAAGGAGGCGCUCGCGGCGUCGACGGUGAAAGUGGCCGGACGCGACGUCCUGGCUACUUGGAAAGUCCUCAUCUCCUUGGGGGUUGCUCCUGUAUUGUACGGUUUCUACGCGUUCCUCUCAUUCCUUGUAGUAAGCAAGGCCAACGCACCGCUGCCUUGGCGCAUUUGGACGCCAUUCAUCGUCCUCAUUUCCCUGCCGUUCAUCGGUUAUGCUGCGUUGAAAUUCGGUGAAGCUGGAAUCGACGUGCUCAAAUCGCUUCGUCCCUUAAUCAUAGCGCUGGUCCCCGGCCAGCAGCGCAUGCUGGAUAAGGUCAAGAACAUGAGAGCGCAUUUGUCCAACGAACUCGCGGAUACUAUCAAUGAAUUCGGACCGAAAUUGUUUGAUGAUUUCAAUCAGCAUCGCAUCUUGGUGCCAUCUGCAAGUGUCCCACCGUCCACCGGCACGCCCGGAAUCUGGAGACGCAAGAGUGGGACAGUAGACGCGCAAGGCAACCUGCUCGUCCACCCCAUGACUUGGCUCGAUGAAAGACUCUUCGGCUGGAGCAGGAGUGCCAAACGAGGCACCAGUGUAUGGGCUGGCGGCGAAAAGAGCCACGAUGUUAGCCGUGUCGGCACCCCUGAUGGCUCAGACGACGAAGACGAAGGUGAUUACGACAACGUCCUCGGAUAUCUCCCGAUAUACGAGUCGCAAGGCGGACGGGGUCGCAGCAGAAGCCAUCACAGCUCGUACGCCGAUUUGCAGAAGCUACGGACGACCCCUGCCGGCAACGGAAGCAAUAAUGAUACCUCCCACGUCUCACCCACUUCCAGAUUGCGCUCCGAGUCCCCGAGCGACAAGGACGGGUUGCGUUUCAGAAGCAAUGUUCACCGUGAUCGGAAAGGUAGCCUCUCCGACGGGGUGCCGGUCGAACGUCUGGGAGCCCUGGGUCGUGACGAACAGUUCAAAGACGCUACACAGGAGAUCAACGAAGAAAUCUCUCGCCGUCGCUCUUUGUCGCGGGAGAAAUGAGUAUCCGCACGGAUCAUUAGGGACAGGGGAUCUACUUCGUACAGUCAGACCCGCGAUGGGUUGCCGUCAUUGAUGUAGUGCUCGGACGCACGCCAGUAUACUCCCAUGUUAGUGAGUAAUGCAAUAAUGACCGUUUCUGGGGAUCAUAGUCAAAGAAGUGCAUGCCAGUCAAGAUCAGUCCCCUCGCUGUCAGUAAGGCUACAGUGCGAAGAAGGGAGCCCUGCAGGGACUCAAACAAGAUCCUCUCGUGGUUUCCCAGCCGUCAGCACUUCCACGCCCGUCUCCGUUAUCAACAAGGUUUCCUCAAACUGAGCGCUUCUUUUCCCGUCAACUGUGGUAGCAGUCCAGUUAUCCGGCCAAUGAUAGACGUCCCAGUUUGUACCGAGGUUGAGCAUCGGCUCAAUCGUGAAACACAUUCCUGGCUUCAUCGUCCCAGCGGCCUUGUUCUUUGCAUAGUGUGGAAUGUUGGGAGUUGCGUGGAACAGCUCAUUGACACCGUGCCCGGUAUAUUGCCGUACUACUGCGCAUUGAUUUGCCCGAGCGACAGGCUCUAUUGCCUUUCCGAUAUCUCGGAACAAUGCACCCGGAUUACAGAGUUUAAUAGCUUCGUCGAGCGACCGGCGAGUUGUCCGCAUGAGCUUCACGGAAUCUGCAUCCACUUUUCCGACAGGAUACGUUUCAUUGAGGUCGGCGUGAAAGCCAUCGUAAUAUACGGAAACAUCAAUGUUUAUUAUGUCUCCCUCUACAAGCUCCCGCUGGUCGGGGAUUCCAUGACAGAUCACUUCAUUGACGGACGUGCACACGGAUUUUGGAUAUUCACGAUAGCCAAGGGGAGAUGGGUAGGCGUUGCGCUCUAUAGUCGCGUUGUGCACAAUUUCAUCGAUGAAAUCGGUGGUCACACCAGGGCGGACAUGCGAGGCAGCAAUAUCGAGGAUUUCCCGUCCCAUCCGACAAACUAUCCGCAUCUUUUCCUGCUCCUCUGUGCUAAGGAUGCGAGGGGGUGAACUGGCCUUCCUGAUUUCCAUGGUUGGCACACCCGUUUCCGCAUAUUCAGGCCUUGGUAUAUGCGCAGGCACUUGACGUUUCGGAGACAGAGGAUACACCGGUCUCAGUUCGCCGGUGAAACGGAAAGACGGGAAAGGGUUGUAGGUGCCGUUUCUGCCCACUCCUUCUGAACUCUUCUGCGUAACAAGGUCAUGGAUUAUCUUGUGCGUUUUCCAGUUGGCUUUGAAGCAUUCCUGGUUACAGAACAUGGAACCCUUAAUGCCCAACUUAGUGCAGGUAGGACAAGCGAGAGUUGAGGGGGGUUUGCCAUUGAGGCAGUUCGUGCUUUGACAGAGGACAGUACCAGUACCAG
Messenger RNA from Gloeophyllum trabeum ATCC 11539, 3794 nucleotides. RefSeq lists its product as uncharacterized. The record is from RefSeq and is a predicted model, not a curated record. NCBI's taxonomy places the organism in Eukaryota, Fungi, Basidiomycota, Agaricomycetes, Gloeophyllales, Gloeophyllaceae. Gene Ontology annotation, molecular function: glycerol-3-phosphate O-acyltransferase activity; glycerone-phosphate O-acyltransferase activity. Gene Ontology annotation, biological process: phospholipid biosynthetic process. The transcript has 22 exons. Gene Ontology annotation, cellular component: endoplasmic reticulum membrane. Bases 59 to 2437 code for a protein of 792 amino acids.